Anolis sagrei ordinatus is the source of this 4344-nucleotide messenger RNA. RefSeq names its product FOS like 2, AP-1 transcription factor subunit (gene FOSL2). The record is from RefSeq and is a predicted model, not a curated record. Gene Ontology annotation, molecular function: RNA polymerase II cis-regulatory region sequence-specific DNA binding; DNA-binding transcription factor activity, RNA polymerase II-specific. Gene Ontology annotation, cellular component: nucleus. NCBI's taxonomy places the organism in Eukaryota, Metazoa, Chordata, Lepidosauria, Squamata, Anolidae. Gene Ontology annotation, biological process: regulation of transcription by RNA polymerase II.
CCCCAAAAAGCCUCCUGGCUUGACGUUUGGCGAAUCCACAUGGUCUUAGAAGAGGCGAGCUUCCGAGGCAGAGCUCGGAGGAAGGAUGGCAGGAGCCCCGAGAGCCCGGGCUUGAACUCACCCCUGACUCACUUCGGGAAAAGGAGGAGAGGCAGAGGCAGGAAGGGGAGAGCCAGGCAGGAAGUCGGGAGAGAGAGAGAGAGAGAGAGAGAUCCAUCUAGUGCCUAUCUGUCUCUAUAAACCAGAAGAGCAUUGUUGUCAAAGCCCAAGAAAUAACGCGCUUCCGAUGUGAGGCUAGUUGAGUCACCUCGGAGCAGGAAGCCGGCACUUUUCUCCCGCUUUAAUUAUACAGGAGGCGAAGAUCGCCCUUGAUUUAAACUACAGGAAGCAGAGCGAGAGAGAGAAUAGAAGGAAGGGAGGGAGGGAGGGAAAGAAGCCUUUCAAAAAGCAGCAGCAUCUCCAUGAAUUAGUUCUAAGGGUUGGGGAUAGGCUGGCAUUGGGUUGUCUUUAAAGGGGAAGCACAAGGGAAGGGCUCGCCAAGGAGCCAAAGGAGAAGAGGGGGAGCCAAGGCUGAGCCUGGCCUUGGAAGGUCCGGGAAGAAGGGAAGGGAGUCGAGGCGGGGCCCGGGAAGGGGGGCGCCUCCUCGGACCAUGUACCAGGACUUUCCCGGCAGCUUCGACACCUCCUCCCGGGGCAGCAGCGGGUCGCCAGGCCAUCCGGACACCUAUCCCGGCCUCGCCACGCAACAGAAAUUCCGGGUAGAUAUGCCAGGAUCGAGCAGCACUUUUAUACCUACUUUGAACGCCAUCACUACCAGCCAAGAUUUACAGUGGAUGGUUCAGCCUACUGUGAUCACCUCCAUGCCAAGUGCCUACUCUCGUUCACAUCCCUACAGCCAUGCGCUGCCCAAUCUGUCUUCAGUUACUGGACACACAGCUCUUCAGAGACCUGGCGUCAUUAAAACCAUUGGAACAACAGUGGGCAGGAGGAGAAGAGAUGAGCAGGUAGCUAUACUGUUGUCUCCUGAAGAAGAAGAGAAGAGGAGAAUUAGGAGAGAGAGGAACAAACUAGCAGCUGCGAAAUGCCGGAACCGACGCCGAGAGCUGACGGAGAAACUCCAAGCUGAAACUGAGGAGCUGGAGGAAGAGAAGUCUAUUUUACAGAAAGAAAUUGCUGAACUGGAGAAAGAGAAGGAGAAGCUGAAAUUCAUGCUAAUGGCUCACACCCCCAUGUGCAAGAUCAGCCCAGAGGAAUGCCGAACUCCACCCCCUCACAACCUCCAGACCAUUCGAACUGGAAUGAGUGGUGCCAUUGUGGUGAAGCAGGAACCUGUGGAAGAAGAGAUCCCCUCUUCCUCUUCUGACCUUGAAAAGGGUCAGCGGUCUGUCAUCAAACCCAUCAGCAUUGUAGGAGGAUUUUAUGGAGAAGAGCCUCUCAACACUCCAAUUGUGGUGACCUCUACACCAGCCAUCACCCCUGGAACAUCCAACUUGGUUUUCACCUACCCAACUGUGCUGGACCAGGAGUCGCCCCUCUCCCCUUCGGAGUCAUGCUCCAAAGCUCACCGGAGGAGCAGCAGCAGUGGAGACCAGUCCUCGGAUUCCUUGAACUCUCCGACCCUGCUGGCACUGUAACAUCUUUGCCGCUGCCCCACCUAAAUAGUUACUCUAGGGGGAAACCCCAGUUCUGCAAUCAAAGGCCAGCACAAUGGCAUUGAAGCACAAGGACAGCAAGGGAAAGAUGUGGAAAUGAUGUCGCUCCAGGUACUUCUGGUGAUAGGAAGUGCCAAACAAAAGGAAGCCAUAUCAAGGUGGGGUGGGGGAGCAGAAGAUGCAGUGCUGGGACUCAAGUGUUUAGAACUGUUUAGUUGCGGAGAAAUCCCUCCUCCACACUUUAGUGCAAAUGGAUGUGAGCUUCACUUAAUUGCUAGCCAUUCUCUUGUUUUCUGAGAAAUGGACUGGUUUAACCAGGUUCCCUUCUGUGCUCAGUACUACAUUCCAGUUAGUCAAUCUCAUGCGGGCCUUAACCUGUUCUGUUGAGUACCAUGACAUUUCGAAAACUCUAAAGGCUUGUGGCUAUUGUUGUUAAACUGCUGCUGAUGUUGGGAUUCCUCCAAUAGGGAAUUAUUGCUCUUUCAGGAUGAUAUUGGAGAGAUGGUGGCAGAGCUGAGAGGAGUAAAUAACAGGUCCAAAUGGUUGCUUUUAAAAAUACAUUCCCAGCACCUUUAUUGAGAUUGUGAUGAUGUGGAAGCAAACAAACCCAAAGGUGCUGUGUAUUUUGUUGGCAAAAGAAGGAGAUGGAGUGUGGAGAUUAGCGUAUUAUUUAUCAGUGCGCUACAAAGCCCUUAGAGUAGGCCAGGAGUAGAGCCAAGGGAGCUGGGGACAUGCCAGCAUGACUCUGCCUUUGUCUCUGGCACAGUUUCUCCUGUAAUUAGUGUUUGUCAAGACUUUUGCUGGACCCUAUGUUUCCUUUCCCGCUGGCUUCCAGCCACCUUGGGUGUGAUACAUCCUCCUCAUACGCAAGCCUGACUCAGAUGCUGGUGCCAUUUCUUCUCAAACAAAGCCAUUGGGUCCUAGAUCUGUGGACCGUAGCACUGUCGUAGUACUGCCAUUCUUUUUUUGUGACUGAUCCAGGAAAGGGGUUUGCUGGGGUGAAAGCACAGGAAGCUAGCUGGGAGCUCUCCUGGAGAAUUUCCCUACCCUACUUUUUGAUGUGUUUCACUCAUCAGUUCCCUGCCAAAGUUGUGUGUGUGAGAGAGAUAGAAGGCUAAUAGUUUCUUUGCCUCUUCUAUAGCCCUGGAAAAAUAUUAAGAAAAAUGCAUCCAGUCUUGAUCUUCUGCUGCACUUAGUUUUACAUCCACAUGGGUUUGGCUCCAUUCACUACUGAAAGUGUGUGUCACUGUGUAUCUCGUCUGGUGCCAAAGUGAAAUCCUGUAGAGGACAUUUGUACUCAAUGUGCAGCUGUUUGUUUUGGCAGAGAGGCAUACAAAUGAAUAUGGCUUACCAGGUCUUCAUUUGGUAGAUUGUAGCUUUGUUUAAAACUGUUCUUGAAGAAUAUCUGAUUUAUCCCAAGCCAACUAAGAUUCCAAUGCAAGUGUAUUUGUGUUUUCCAGAUUGUAUGUACUAUCAUGUUUGCUUCAUCUGCCUGACCUCUGGGUGUGUUUGGCCAAAUGAUGCAGGGAAUUCAUUAUGUCAUUCUUGGAGUUAGCUUUCUGAACUGGGGCAGGGUCUUCAAGAGAUGUCUCAACCAGGGAGCAUUGCUGACUCUCUUGAAGCUUCUCUUUAACAACGAGGAACUCAGUCCUGGGCAUUUGCUGAGUAUUUUCAAUGAAUCAUUUUCCAUUGAUUUCUUGAUUCCUUUUUGAUGCAUCUGGAUUACAGCCAUAGUUUCACGCCAGCUGCUUAUACAUUCAGGUGUGAAGAGAAUAUAAUUCUAGGCUUUCUGAGUGAUCAGAUCUUCUGGCUAGUCGUUUUUAAAAGAUAUAAUAAUUUAAUGAUUAUUUGUUGCAGUGAAAAAAGCCAUGUUAUUUGAUCUGAAUGCUGCAGAUUUUGAGUCUGCUUGGUAAAUUUUUAUUAUUUAUUGUUUCCUAUGCUGGCCAUAGUGAGGAGAAAAAAGCAAUGCAGAGCACUGAACCCUACCUCUGGCAGUUGACUUUAAGGAACCGCUGGGCCUCUAAAAAGUUCACUAGGCAUUGUCUACAAAUUUUCAAGCUUCAUCUUGCAGCAAUAAGAGCCAGCAAUUUACUUGAUAGGAAAAAGAGAGAGAGCAAAUAGAAACUGCGAUUUUUCGGAUACCAAACUCUGUACUUCAGUAAUGCAAGAUUUUAAUCCAGAAAAACAGAAAUCAGGCUGUAACUCUUGCUCCUUCACUCCUAAUUUUAAAUGCAAAUGCCCUCAAGUAAAGUGUUCUCUUCAAAAUACCAGACUCUGGGCCUUUUCCUUUUCUAUAUUGCUCACCUUGUAUGCUGUUGUUGGGCUUCUAAACACCAGUCAUUUAGUAUGUCAUGGAGACCUCUUCUCACAGUAGGACGGGCAGAAACGUGUACCUUUUUACAGUAGCUGUGAAAAUAUUAUAGUAGUUGGAAAAUACCACAGUUUGACUAGUCUCCUGUGUGAAGUAUUUCUCACCUGUAUAGGUUAAAAAAUAUCUUCUUAAAUUCACACAUUCUCUCAGCCCAUAUUGAUUGUACAAUGGCUCAGUAGAAAUGUUUAGGGCAGCUCAGGUACCCUCUCUGCUGUGCUUGUAAGUGAAAAAAAAACAAUUGGCAAAAGUGGAAUGCAUUUCAGUCAACCCUCUACUUGUGGAUUAUGUAUCCACAGAUUCAAUCAACCACAUCUUGGAUUU